AUGACCAGCAGGGAAAUCGUCCAUGAUAAGAUCCACUUCAGACACGACCCCAAGUGGAGCCGCAGCCUGGUGACCUCAGAGAGCGGGGGGCUGCUGGUCUGCGUGGCCUGUGUCAUGGAGAUGAUCGAGAGUGACGACAUGGCAUCAGUGAGGAAGUCCUUCGCCCUGUCUGGUAUCACUGAGGUGCUGAAGUGUUCUCCAGGGGCCAUGAGGGAGCUGCUGCAGCAGGACCAGCGAGUCCUGAUGCGUUUCACAGCCUCACUAAUGGGGAUGCUUCACACCGUGGAGGACGUCAGCGCCCUGGAGAAGGUUCAGCAAGUGCUGGUUCAGCUGCUUUUAGAGCUCCAGAGCGAGGUGUCAUUUCGCUUUGUUUUGGACGAGAUCGACAAACAGCUAAGUGACCAGCACAGCCUGAAAGGUUUCCAGCCCACAUUCAACCUCUUGGGGACUCUGGUGGAAGCCGGCCGCAACGUGGCCAAUAUUCUGGUGACUCAGUACGGGUCCUUGCUGGGGAACUUGUGCUCAGCUUUGCUUUAUCCAGAUGAAGGCCUGAAGGCUUCGGUCCUGUAUGUGUGGCUCAAGCUGUUUAGGGGAUCCGCAGCCCAGUCGUUGCCCGUUGCCAUCAGAGACAGGUUGUGUGUCCUACUGUUGCAGACCCUGACCAAUGCCGGCUCCCCUCAGCUCAUCAGAAGUUGUGUUGGCCUGCUGUGGCUGCUGGUGCAGCUUGCAGAGGCUGUGUCGGUUCUGAUGAACUGCACUGAUAGUCAGAUCAUGUGCCAUGAGAACCAAAGCAUCCACACCGACAACAGCCAGAUCCUCAGCCAAAACCAAGAGCAACAAUCUCUUGACUGCUGCCAUUUGCCUCUCAUACUGAAACAGCUGCUGCUUAGUGGGGAUGAGAUGUUGCAGGUGACCAGUUCCAAGUGUAUUGCCGCUGUGCUGGUUCAUUCUCCCAGUCAGUACAGUGCCCCCUUCAUCCAGGCGGACAUACCUGAGUUUCUCUUCGACCGUCUGGCCAGUACUAACAGUGAGAUGCUGCUGUGGUCAGUCUACAGCUGUUUGGUGUUACUGACCGAGGACCCGCUGUUCUUCUCCCAGUGUCACUCUGUCUAUGGUAUUGAAUCCCUGGUGCGCAGUCUGAAGGAGGCUCAGCGGCUGUCCAACCUGGAGGUGCAGAAACAAGGUCUGCUGCUCCUGACUGAGAUACUGGAGAGGCAGCCCCUGAGUGUGCGUCUGUUCCCCAGCGGUCCAGGGUUCGUGGCGGCUUCAGAGGCCGUGGCAGCCGGAGUCUCCUCCUCCUCCCUGCUGGUUGCCACACAGGGAGUCAGCGCUGCCUCCGCCCUCUUCAGACUGAACCAUCAGGCCAGACCAGUACAGUACAGUGAGGUGGGAAGACUGGUGGAGGCCAUCACAGACAGAUUCUCUGAGCUGUCCCCACUUUCCUCCACUCAGCGGAGAAGCUCUGGGAUUGUGAGGCGGUCAAGCCUCAGCAGCCAGGCUUCCAGGUCCGAGGGAUUUCUGCUCCAGGCCCUGGUUUGUUUUCAGGCUGCAUGCAGGUUGGCUGAGGAGUGUGCCUCAGACCCUGCUCUGAAGGAGAACGCCUUCACUGCCCCGUCCAGACAAGGCUCCUCUCAGGAUUCACUGGAGUCUCUGUGUCGCACUCUGCUUCACUGCUGUGACUCCAUCUGGAUUCCCACCGUCACUAGGAUGUACGAGCACGCACCCAACGCUCAGAUACUGCAGUACUUCUACUCCAUCCUGUCCUCCCAGUUCACCCUCCUCCCGCCCCUGAUGCCUGACUUUGCAAAUAAGCUAGCAUCCUCUGGUUUCUUCAGGCUGGCUCUUGAACACAAAGGCCUGCUCUGUGCGGGAAACAGGAACCCAGAUCUGAAUGCGUCUUGCUGUGGUUUUCUACAGAAACUCAGUAUGUGUCUACUUUCCCAGUCAGACCCUGCUUCUGGCUCUUACCAGACUGAUGUUGAGGAGGUGGAGAACCUUCUGCUGUACAACCUUCCCUCUGUGUGUUGGCGUCUGUGCGACUGGCCCUCUCUGCUGUGCGAGGCCCCAGGACUCCAGCUGUCUGAACACAAAGGGCCGAGGGCCACUCAGUACUGUGUGGUGAUCAUGCUGCACCUUGCCUUGCAGCAGGGAGACAGGCUCCUCCCAGACCAGACAGUGUUCUCCAGCGUGUUGUGGCUGUUGCAGUCGGUGCAGGAGCAGGGCAGCUGCGUCCUGCCUCGCUCGGUGCUCCGCUCUGCCCUCUACCUGCUGGCGGUGACACAGGACAAGAGCCCCGGCCUGGACAGGGCUCCUCUGAGCUGCAUCAGCAAAGCGCUGUCGUCGUGCCAGAGCUUCUCAUCCCUCUACAUUCACCAUCCCGCACUCCUCCACUUCAUCUGUCGCUAUCCGGAGCUGGCCGAGAAAUUUGGGGCCUUGGUCCUGGAACUUUGGUUGACCAAGCAAACACUGGAGGCGGAUGCCAGGACGUCCAUGGCAGGUGAAGAAGGUGAUGCAGGAGAAAGGCCGGAACAGAAGCCAGACAUAGAAACCGUGGAGCUUCUGACUUUGAAGUACCCGACUGUCGUUCUGACCCUUCUGGACAUGCUGUGCACCAGGGAGCCCCCCCUGGCAGAGCGAGCCCUCGGGGUGCUACAAGUGCUUUUGGGUGGUCGACGAGACUACGAGGUUGAUCUGUGUGCCAAACCCAGGCUCCUGCAGGCCCUACAGAGGUUCAGUGUGGAGGUUCAGGGUCAUGGGCUCGGGCAGGGACACACCACACAAGCAGUGAACUCGCUCCCUCUGGUGCUGAAGCUGCUUUCUGUGAUGCAGGCCAGUGACUCGUCUUCAUCCUCCUCCUACAGAAAGACGGACGCAUUGCACUUCAAGCUGCUCUACCAUGUGAGUAAUAUCGCAGGAAAGUUGACACCGACCAACGUGGAGAGCCUGCUGCCUGCGUUCAGCUACCUGUACUGCUGCCUGAGCCUGUGUCCUGCACACUGCGGUGACAGAGCUGUCUCCAUGCUGCUCUCCAACAGUGGACUGAUGGACCAGCUGCAGACAGUCCUCUCCUCCUCCUCUGCUCCAUCCCUCUCUCCAUCAGCCUGUCCUCCUUCCUCCCUGCUGUGCUGCAGCCAGCUCCUCCUGUCCUCCCUCAUUACCUUGCAGCAUGUUCACUCAGCUCAGGUCCAUAAGAGCGUCAGCUGGAGUCUGGACGCAGCUGUGGAGCGACUGCUCUUUCGGAAAAGACACACAGACAAUCUCCUGCUGGUCAGCGGCCUGAGGUUGCUGCAGGCUCUACUUGACGUUAACCUGGUAUCAGCAGUCGUAUGUGUGAGCACUGGUUCUGAUUUGGUUGAGCCCCCGGGGGUCCAAGACGGAGCGUUGUUCCCGCUCAGCUCCAGGGGGGUCCAGUGCCUCUCAACUGCUCUCACUGGACUUCUAUUGCAGAAGCACGAGCUGUUGCUGAGAGCUGCUGUCAACUGUCUAAGCUCCUUGCUGGGCUUCCUUCAGAGGAAGAGGGAUACUUCAGGGAAACAUGCGGUGUGCCAGCCAUGGACUCGAUUCCUCCUCUACUGCCUGCUCAACUCAGGAGACGGCUGCCUGCUGCACCCUGCCAUCCUCAGACUCAUCACACUGCUCCUGCAGCACAGCAGCACGUCAGUCCUGUGGGAGCCUGACCUGCUUCAGGUGAUGGAGGCAGCGGAGAGGACGGGGGUGAAGGAGCUCAGCCGAGAAGCAGCACAGGCCCUGAGGCUCCUCCUCACACAGGUCCAGAGCAGCGUCCUGCAGCCGCCACCGACAGAGGAGCACAAGCAGAGAGUGAGGAAUAUGAUGGAGGCCCUCAGCGUCCAGACACCAGCCAAGAGCUGCUCUCCCAGUCUGCCCAGCAACGUCCUACACGCUGGAGAUGUGUUUGUCUGCCUGUCGGAUUUCACUCUGACAACCGGCUGAUGUUCCCGGGAACCUAAACAUGGAGUUUAUAAAUGAUGAGUUUAACAGUUCUUUUUACUUAAUUUAUUGUUAAGUUUCUUUGAUCCUUGCAGUCCUUGAGGCUUCUCGUGUUUCUCUGUUCUCAUCUUAAAGCAGCAGGUUCUUAACUGUAGUGCCACAGUGAAAGAAUCCACAAACUUGAAUUGUUUUCUCUGAAGUACUUUGAAUUUACAGGUGGUGUUAAAGACGAGUUGUUCAUCUCUGAGCUUUUGUGAUCUUGAUUUCUGAUUUAAAAUCCAUUUGUGCCUUUGUUGUAGGCCGACCUCAAUGUUAUGAUCCUUCUUCUAUGUUCGACCAUUCAUUUCACCGAACCAGACGAUCUCUACGUUUUCCUUCCCCACCUGAAGGACACGAUCUUCAUAAAGAUGUUGCUUCGUUUAGAACUUUACAGCUGCGUAGUCUCAGCAGCGGUCAAGGUCAAACCUGUCGUUACUGUAUUAAUGUAUGAUCGGGAUGAGCGAGUCACGUUAAUGGAUUCUGUUAAGUGGCCUUUCUGGCAAAUUGAAAUAAAAAAGCUGUCAAAUUAAAAUACUGCUUGUUUUUCUGCUUAGUCCCUCGAGUCCCCGGGGGCUGUGAGCAGGUGACACGUUUGAAUCCCUGUGACUCAUGAGACACAUGAAGUGAAAUAACAGCAAAAGAAGUAAUUGACUUGGUAAUUACAGUUGUUGGCUUCUGGCUUCACCCCAUAUGCCAAUCCCUGUGCGCAGGGGGAAGGUUUGAUCCCAGUGAGGGUUGGGGGUUGUACUCCAGACUCUGGCCGUUGACACAAGUUUUUAUCCGGCUCUGCCUCCGGUGCUGGAAACUUGACACCCAAGAGGAUGUGUUAAUUUGCACAAAACAUUUGUGCCAGAUAAAUUUGGUGCAAGAGGUAUUAGAUGAGCUUCAAUUUACCUGGCAGCUUUCAAUGAAAGAAAACAAAGGGAGUUAAUUUGUGCUCAAGUGAACCAUUUAUUUUUCAAGUACUCCUGGGCAAUAAAACAAUAUCAAUAAUAACACCAAAGUGUUUUCUUGUUUAGCAAGCAUUUGUCAUUCUCUGCCCAAAAAAAGAAGAGUUUAGAAGCACGACCUUCACUCAGGAGCUUAUAAAAAAACAGUAUUUAAAUGUAAAAGAAAUAAUAAUGUGACAUCUAUUAUCUCGGUCGAGACAGAGGUCGCCCACACUGAGUCUAGUUCUACAGGUUUCUUCCAGGUAAUGAGGAGUUUUUUCUCUGUUUGGUUCCUCGCUAUACAUUUAAAGUCUUGACCUUAUUAUAUUAGGUAUAUCAGCAAGACCGAACAACCAGCUCUGCUCCCAGUUAAACUACAUGCACCCUUUAUGGACAUUUACUCUCUUAAUUGAGCUAUAUUCACCUGUCCAGGCAAUAACAAUGAUUCAUGUCCAUUAACUGUACAUGUCUUUAAACUGUAUAUAUUAGUUUAAAUUGGAUUUAAAUAUUUUUCUAUAUUUUCUUAUAUUCCUUACACUGCAAGUAUUGCAUGUCACUUAUUAUUAUUACAUAUUUUUUACUCUUGCUGCUGUAAUACUUUGACAAUUCUUCCCAUUGUGGGACUAAUAGAGAAUUAUCUUAUCUUAUCUUAUCUUAAUAUUUAACUGAAUCGAAUAGCUUUUAUUUUAUAAUUUCUUUUUACCAACAUUUGUUAUGAAGAACUUUGUAACUUUGUUCAGAAAAGUGCUACACAGAUAAAGUUAUUCUUAUCAUUGUGAUUAUUAUGAUGAUUAUUAUUGUGAGGAUUCUUAUUCUUGAUGAUAUUUCCCAGCCCCAGGUCUGAGGUGGUGAUUCAGCCUCAAAGCUCACGUGC
Molecule: messenger RNA, 5790 nt
Organism: Platichthys flesus (European flounder)
Lineage: Eukaryota; Metazoa; Chordata; Actinopteri; Pleuronectiformes; Pleuronectidae
Product: meiosis inhibitor protein 1
Exons: 32
Coding region: 1-3951 (1316 amino acids)
Biological process (GO): meiosis I
Source: RefSeq, a predicted model, not a curated record